Messenger RNA from Saccostrea cuccullata (small rock oyster), 2049 nucleotides. Its product is annotated as E3 ubiquitin-protein ligase TRIM56-like. Gene Ontology annotation, molecular function: zinc ion binding; ubiquitin protein ligase activity. The record is from RefSeq and is a predicted model, not a curated record. NCBI's taxonomy places the organism in Eukaryota, Metazoa, Mollusca, Bivalvia, Ostreida, Ostreidae. The coding region runs from base 8 to 1960 and encodes 650 amino acids. Gene Ontology annotation, biological process: protein monoubiquitination. The transcript has a single exon.
AACAGCAAUGGCUUCCAUGUCUACAAUAGCUGAAGAACAUUUAACAUGUUCUAUUUGCUUUGAAGUCUACACUGAUCCGAAAACACUUCCAUGCCUGCAUUCAUUUUGUAAGGAUUGCAUCAAUACCUUCACGAAGAAAAUACCAAAUAAAAAAGAAUAUUCCUGCCCUGUGUGUAGAGAAACAUUUAAACUUUCUAAUAACGAUGUAGAAAAUUUGAAGACAAAUUUUUGUUUGAAAAAUCUUAUAGAACUAAUCAGUUCUAACACAGAAGUCAAGAAACUAUGUUCGUUUUGUAGCUUAAAAGGCGAAAACAUUGAGGCAUCCUCACAGUGUCUUACCUGUAAAGAUUUGCUUUGCUCCGAAUGUGCAGAACAUCGACAUAUAUCUACAACACAAACAUUAAACCAUAAAAUUGUUUGCCUGUCAGAAGUGUCAUCUGGAAAAUAUAAUGAGGAAAUUCGAUCCAAACAACAGAUUCCUUGUUCUGAACACACUGGCGAGUACCUGAGGUACUUCUGCGAAACAUGUGAUGAUCCUAUUUGUCGGGAUUGUAUCGUUCUCGGCCAUCAGAACCAUAAAUAUGUUGCCCCAUCAGAUGCAAGGAAAAGUAUGGAAGAAAAGUUGAAUAUCCAAAUGAGCUCACUGAAAGAGAAUGUAGAAAGAUUUCAGGCUGCCAAAGAAGAUUUAGCAUCUGCAUCAACUAAACUGGAGGUCCAAAAGCAAGAAUUGAAGGCAGAUUUAGAAAAACAAAUGCAUACCAUUAUCGAAAACAUGAUGGACUCAAAAAAGUCAAUCGAAAAAGAAAUAGACCAGAUUGUAAAAUCAAAACAACAAACGCUGCAAAAACAAGAGGAAUCAGUUGAAAAGGAAAGGAAAGUACUAGAAGAGACAUAUUCGUUUUGCCAUAACCUUCUCAGAUGUGGAAGUGAUAUUGAAAUUCUUUCCAUGAAAUCAGAAAUAAAAGAUCGCUUCUCAGCGUUACAGUCUUCGAAAAGAGCAAAAAUUUGCAAUGUUGAAAACACUGAUCUGCCUGCAAUUGAAAGAAGUACUGGUGGGUGUAUUUUUAACUUGGUUUACCAAAAUGCGGGGGAACAGGCAAAAAAUUCAAAUCAAGAAUGUACAAAACUAGAAAGAACGAAUCAAGAAGGGACUAAAUAUAAAACAAAACUAGCUGAAAAAAAUGCACCUAUUAGAGAUGUAGUAAAUGGUUUAGUUCCGAAAUUACUGCAAAGAUUUUCCGAACAACACGGAAAAGAUAUUAAAAAGGUAAGAUACACAAGUGCUGCGUGGUUGAAUGAAAAUUCGUUUGCAAUUGUUGAUCAAGGAACUCAAAGACUUGCAUUUCUCUCUAAAGAAAACAAUGAUAGAAAAUCAAUAGCCAUGAAGGAUUGUAUGGUGGUAACAUCUUUCAAGGAUGGGCUAGCGUGUAAAACAACUGGGAACAAACUACAUAUAAUUAACACUUCCUUGGACAUAAAGCAGACAUUUUCAGAAGUUUCAACUUUAUUAACCUGUCAUCCUAAUUCGUCUCAAAUAAGUUGGAUUUCCGGUAUAGAUAGAAUAUGCGUUUUAGAAAAUUUUAAAAUCAAAGAAGUCAUCAUCAUAUAUUCAAGCAAAGCAGGAAAACUAAGUAGCCCGAAAUUUGGUCACGUUCUUCUGAAUGGAAUGUUUGUAGUGUCAGAUUGGAACCAGGACUGUGUAUUUAUCAUCAGAGGCUCUGGAUAUUUAGAAAGAAGAAAGAAUUGCUCUCCAGGUUCCAUCUCCUCGGACCAAAACAACAUUAUUUAUGUAUGUGAUUAUGGAAAGAGUUGUAUUGAGAUAUUCAGAUGUUCUGGCGAAACUCUGUGGACAGUUAAAAUUGGUUCCAUCUUAAAGAAACCCAAAAGUAUUGCCCUGAACAAAGAAGGCGAAAUCUUGAUCACAAACGGACACUCCAUCGUUUCGGUUCGUCUUGAAUAAACUUGGAAGGCAAACAUACUAGUGCCAUUUUGUAAUGUUAUAUCAUAAUUUCUUAUGCAAAGACCUUUGAAAACAAAGAAACAAACAGA